Plasmodium gonderi is the source of this 855-nucleotide messenger RNA. RefSeq names its product variable surface protein. The coding region runs from base 1 to 855 and encodes 284 amino acids. The transcript has 3 exons. Lineage: Eukaryota; Apicomplexa; Aconoidasida; Haemosporida; Plasmodiidae. The record is from RefSeq and is a predicted model, not a curated record.
AUGACAGGAACUAAUCUUAUUAAACAAUUGAGAGAAAAAAAUAAGCAUGAUGCUUGGAUUAAUUUUUUGAAAUGGUUUUACGAUAAAAAUGACAAGUACUACCAGGAUUCGUUUGGUUUGAAAUCAAGUGAAAAUGGUGAUUCUUUUAAAAAGGCAAUUUUAGAUAGUUAUACUACUAAUAAGAAUAUAGAAUCCUUUUUAAGUGAUAAGAGCAAAUUAGAAAAAUUAUUAAAAUUAUACUAUUUUGGAGAAAAUGUUGGGGAUAUUAAAAAUAUAUUGGAUAAUCAAAAUCAUGAUAGUUACAAAAAUGCGUGUGAAUUUGUCAAUGAAUGUCUUCAUAUAUUUAGAGAGCUUAAAAAAGAUUAUUGUGAAGGUGACAUAACAAGUAAUUAUAAAGGUGGUACUGUUUGUAGCCAAUUAGGGGAAUUUCUCAGUAGAUAUGAAUAUAGUCUUUACACACCUUUAAAAAGGCAUAAUAAAAUGUCAUCCCUAGUGAAUUAUCCAGAAUCAGCACAAGUAAGGUGUGAUUUAAGUUAUUCGUUGUUUUUUACCCCAUUUUUGAGUUUAUAUAAGGCAAAUUCAGAUGAAUUUACAGUAUUCGGAAAUUUUGUUGUUUCUGGUUUUGUCAUGUUUGCCGUAUACUUAAUUCUGCUAAUUUUGUACAAGUUUACACCCAUCGGACUGAGAUUCAGCCCUGAAGGACAAAGAAAAGCAAGAAGAAUAUGGAGAAAAGUAGAAAUGGAACAUUACAGAAAUCCUGGAAAUAGCUUAUACAGUGAUGAUGAACAAUCUAUGUACUCAGACAAUUACGGGUCAGCGAACACAUUUGUGUAUGGAAAUAAUAGAUAUUAUUAA